CCUUAAAUCAAGUACCUGGUGCGAUGUGUAAAAUAUCAGCACUGGGGAGACAAAGGCGGCCGGGCGUGGUGGCCACACCACAACCUCGUGCGCCGGUCCGGCCGUGAUAGGUGCUCGCAAACAGCACUUGCCCACAGCAUCCUGGAACAAAAAGCCUACGGGGGCACCUUUGUCUUUGGCAUGUUGUUGGUUCACAUGUCCCAUUUACAUGUGUAUGUAGCCACACGUGCGUUCCGUAAUUAUUUCGUUAAGCGUAGUGUGUGUAUACAUGCCGUAAUGCGCGUUCGGAUAUUGGUAAUAUUCACGUAUGUAAUCAUGUGAUAUAGGAGUUUAUUACAUUUAUUAAAAUCUAAUAUACAUAAUCAUAUACAUUCAGUAGUCCUACACACAAUAGUCCUAUAUCUAAACCUAUAUAAUAUACAUAUACUAUAUGUGCAGGUCACAAUAUUUUAAAAUACAAAUGCAUACAAAUGUAUUCCUUUUCACGUGCGCAUCAUGCUAAUAACGCACAAGCCACACUAUUAUACAGUGCUCAUAACAUGCACAUGUGCGUACAUCACCCACGACAGAUACAGUGCGUAAAUAUUAUCGCAUACUCACGAACACACUACAUAUGUACACACGUGCCCGUGUAGGUUGUGUACACACAGCACGUACGCGUAAACACAUUCGCGCAUCAAGUUUGAAGUGGUAUUACGUGUACAUACACGCGUGUAUUCACACACAAACUGCAGCACGCAUACACACACACACAUCUGUGUGUACGCGAUACAUACAUGAUGGGCACGCACACCACGUAAUACAUUCACACACACACAAUCUGAGCUCCCGUCUAUAGUCAUGCACAAUAACACACGCGCGCGCAUACACACAUAGCGACGUAGACAAAGAUCUCCCGAAUAACAUUUAACAGACUGUUGGGGCGAGGGUUGUACAGAGGUACAAUAGACACACACACAUGUACAUACGUAAAAAUACGCACGCGAAUUCACAAACUCGCAACUAAUUCAUACACACACAACAGCGAGACGCAUAAAUACAUAAAUACACACAUGUACAUACAUGUACACACAUGUACAUACGUGUACAUACAUGUACACACAUGUACAUACAUAGUGCAACUUUUACAGCAAGCUUUUCACUAUUAGAUGUGACGACACAGCAAGUGACGCAACAACCGUCGUCAUAACAGUCGCACAACGGUCACAACUGUCGUCAUAACAGUCGCACAACGGUCACAACAGUCGUCACAGUAGUCACAACAGUCGGCAUAACAGUCGUCAUAACAUGUCGUCAUAACAGUCACAGUAGUCACAACAGUCGUCAUAACAGUCGCACAACGGUCACAGUAGUCACAACAGUCGUCACAACAGUCGUCACAACAGUCGCACAACAGUCGCACAGUAGUCACAACAGUCGUCAUAACAGUCGCACAACGGUCACAACUGUCGUCACAACAGUCGUCAUAUCAGUCGCACAACGGUCACAACAGUCGUCAUAUCAGUCGCACAACGGUCACAACAGUCGUCACAACAGUCACAGUAGUCACAACUGUCGUCAUAACAGUCACAGUAGUCAUAACAGUCGUCAUAACAGUCGCACAACAGUCGCACCCGAGUUACACAACAGUCGCACAAGAGUCAACGAUCACCCAACAACAACCACAACAACAACCGGACAGCUGAACAAACCUUCUCGUUGUUGCAUAACGACGGCGUGGUCGCAUCCAAGAAGUUCCACAAACUCUCGAAACUCCCCACACCCAUCCAAGAAUUUCCACAAACUCUCGAAGUUCCACAAACCCAUCCAAGAAGUUCCACAAACCCAUCCAAGAAGUUCCACAAACCCAUCCAAGAAGUUCCACACACCGUCCAAGAAGUUCCACAAAUUAUCGAAUAAGUUCCACAAACCCAUCGAAGAAGUUCCACAGACCCCAUCGCCCGUGGACUGCAUCCCCACCCCCGAGCGCUUUGCGUUCCACCGCGACCCCUGCCACCGACGACUGCGGCCUUAGGAGAGGGGACAGCGACUCGCGACGUUUUUUGUUGUUGCUCUGUGACAAGGGGGGGUGGUGGUGGGGUGGUUUCAGAUCGUGCGACGUCUUAGCGCACGCACGGGCAAUGAGCUGCUGCUGUCACCCCGCGUACGAGACGGAGGUUGGAUUCAUCAACAGCACGCCGACUCUGGCCGAAUGUUUCACUCCGAUACCCCCCGCGAUGCCGCCAUCAUCAUCAAUCACUCCUCCUCCUCCUCCACCUACUCAUCCUCCUCCUCGCGUACACUUUCAUCCUCAACCGCCACCUCUUCUCCGUCCUCCUCCUCCUCCGCAACAACAACAACAUCAUCAUCCUCUUCCACCACCCCCGUCGCUCCCGACAACAUCGUCAACGUCGUCUUUGACGUCUCCACGCCAAAGGCGGCGAUGCCGCCGACGCCGCCGUCGCCACGCGAACGAAGAUUUUGGAAAACAUUGCGGAGAGAACGCGACUCGAGCGGAGGAGGCUGGCGGUUCUGGUGGUUCUGGUGGUGGUGGUGGUUCUGGUGGAGGUUCUGGUGGAGGUGAUGGUGGAGGUGGUGGUGGUGGAGGUGGUUACCCGUGGAUGCGAGCGAAGAAGUGCGGAGGGAAAAAGUCGUGCGGGAUGAUCGCAGCUGCAGAGCACGCGGAGCGGAGCGGGGAUGGAGGAGGUCACGACCUCUGCGCGACUCCUCCCGGCGGAGACUCGACGACGCGGAGGCUGCGCAGCGCGUACAGCAGGGCGCAGCUGCUCGAGCUCGAGAAGGAGUUCCACUUCAACAGGUACCUUCGGCGGCCCCGGCGCCUCGAGAUCUCCUCGCUGCUCCGCCUCAGCGAGCGCCAGGUCAAGGUCUGGUUCCAGAACCGGCGCAUGAAGCACAAGCGCCAGGCGAGCCACCGGACGGCCGACGCCCUCGCCGACAGCCACCGCGGUUUCGGCCCGAGCGGUUACGAUUGUGCUCGCGCGAACGACCCCACCGCUGCCACCAUCGGCGACAUCGCCGACAUCACCGACAUCGCCGCCUGCUGCCUGGCCCGCCGAGGUCCGGGCAGCCGCAGGGAGCUCUGCGUCGGAGCCCCUUCGGGGUUCGUGGACGGACCGGGACGCCACUGCUGCGAGACGCCGGCGGACUUUGGCGAGGGCACCGCGGCGCGACGACCCCACCGCUGUUGCCGUUGCCGCCGCUCGACGGCCGACGCCGACGUGAAGCAGCGGCAGCGGCAGGGAGAGGAAGAGGAGGAGGUCUGGGGAGGAGAACGGGCGGCCGCGGCGGCGAGAUUCCUCCAGGGCGAGGUGGCGCUCGCCUCUCUGCUCGAGUUGGACGAGCGGGGGACGGCACCGCGCCACCGCCACGCCUCGCUCGUUCAGCUCUCGCCCACCGCCGGCCUGCAGGAGCUCAUCGCGCAGGCUGCUGUGUAGCCAUGCCCCCCCCCCCGCACUCGCCACCUCUCUGCCCACCAGUCCUGGGGGGCAACGAGGGACUAAGCCACCACCCCCACUGCCAACACACUCCUCCACCACCCCCACCACCAACAUACUCCUCCACCACC
Molecule: messenger RNA, 3565 nt
Organism: Petromyzon marinus (sea lamprey)
Lineage: Eukaryota; Metazoa; Chordata; Hyperoartia; Petromyzontiformes; Petromyzontidae
Biological process (GO): regulation of transcription by RNA polymerase II
Cellular component (GO): nucleus
Molecular function (GO): DNA-binding transcription factor activity, RNA polymerase II-specific; RNA polymerase II cis-regulatory region sequence-specific DNA binding
Source: RefSeq, a predicted model, not a curated record